This is a messenger RNA of Cadophora gregata, 4314 nucleotides long. RefSeq names its product cytokinesis protein 3 (gene CYK3). Gene Ontology annotation, molecular function: protein binding. The transcript has 2 exons. The coding region runs from base 196 to 3867 and encodes 1223 amino acids. Lineage: Eukaryota; Fungi; Ascomycota; Leotiomycetes; Helotiales; Ploettnerulaceae. The record is from RefSeq and is a predicted model, not a curated record.
GCAUCCCAAAAGGACUCGAUUUGCUACCCUACGAGGCACACAUCUACAAAGUUGGAUAUUGCUGUUGUUCUGCCAUAUCGCUGCAUCUUCAAACAAAGCUUGGGAUAUUUCUACAAUUACCAACGAGCGCUCGGCGCGUCGAUGUUUUGCUGCUAGCAAAUCCAUUGCGCCGUAUGAGCGCACAUCCUCUCGAGAAUGCCCGAACCACAGAGACUUCCGACUAGGUUCCCGGUCUGGUGCAGAGCAGUAUUUUCAUAUACAGCAGAGACGAAACGCGAUUUAGGCUUCAUCGAGGGGGAUCUAAUAGAAUGUCUGAACGCGGGGGAUGGAUCGUGGUGGAUGGGGAGGUUAUUUCGAGACAAACGAAUGCUGGGACAUUUCCCUUCGAACUUUGUCGAAGUCCUGCCAGACAACUUUCGCCCAACAGUCAGAGCUUCAAGUCCAAUGCCAGAACGUUCGCCCAGUACGAGCCCUUUUAACAACCCUACUGCCGCAAAACCCAAGACGAAGAGUGCUCGAAAACCCUUUCAGUCCUAUGCGCAGCCAGAUACGGCCGCUAUCAAGAGAGCUGAGGCGCAAAAGAGGGAGGUAGAAAGACAGGCAGAGAUGGAGGCACAGGCAAGAUCUCGAGGGCCUUCUCCAAAUCCGAUGAGCGUCCAUGACAACAUUUCGAAUGUCCCUCCGCCACAUACUCGAGGCGGAUAUGGAUCUCGAGCACCAUCUCCAGCUCCGCCAAUGCAGAAUGGUUAUAACUAUCGUGCGCCUUCUCCUGCUCCCCCAAUGCACCAUGGUUAUGGAUCUCGAGCGCCUUCUCCUGCUCCGCCAAUGCACAAUGGAUAUGGCAUAAGUAGAGGUCCCUCACCAGCUCCUCCCAUGAAUCAUGGCUAUGGUUCCCGUGCACCUUCACCAGCUCCAUCGUUCGGAUACCGACCCCAUUCCCGUGCAGCUUCACCAAAUCCGCAAUUCGACAUUGGCUCGUCACCGCCCCCUCCACCUCCACCCCACCGAACUGCAUAUACACCGCAUGGAUCCACCAAUUCCUUCGACCAACGACCGAAUGGAAUUCAUACUCCACGAGUGGGCUCUCCAAGUCCACCAUCACCAAGAGAAUCAGGACUGACUCCAUCGCCGCUCCGAAGUGCCAUGGACGAUGUAAUGUCAUCCCUUGCUGAUAUGGGCAUGUCUCGAGAUACCCAGUCUCCAGACCUUCCCUUAGACCCCUGGUCACCCGAAGCAUUUGAUCAGACUUACAUUAAGGCUCGGAGAACUGCUCCAUUAAGACCUAAUACGGCUAUGGGCAUUGGGGGAUCUACUGCUUAUGAUGAUGGCGACGAACUCUUCAUGGGAUCUUCAAACUCUCGUCAUGGUGCCGAUAAACCUCCACCACAACUCAGCAACUAUGUGCAGAGAAUGGAGAAUCGGUUAAACAAGAUGCACACAAGUAGCCCUCGGCCAGUAGAAGACGACGAUGUACGACCACAUGUACCGCCGAAAAUGAAUCAAUAUGCACGCCCAAAAUCUUCCAUGUCUGGUAGCGUGGCGUCAAGUCAGCAGCCAAAGUUACGCCACCGGAAAUCUGCUUAUGACGUUGGUCGAUCAAUGCUUGAGCGGACUUUCACAACAAAGACCAAUUCUACUUCAGCAUCAUCUGGUAACCGCAGCACAACAACAAACGGAAGCUCGAGUACGAAUGCCACGGACCGAAGUUUAAUGAGUGGUACUUCAGCUGGUGGAUUUUCGGCGACUAGUGCAGGAAGUUUAGCGAGGAAAAAGGAGACAGGUCGAGCUCGGGCUCACAGUGCUUUCGGGUCAAGGAAAGAUAAGUUUAUGGGUAUGAAUGGCAGCCAGGUUGAUUUUGGAAGUCGGCCAGAAACCCCUGUUACCGGUAUUUCUUACCAUAGCAGUCAUGCAUCUGGGCCACCCAGAGCUCAGUCACAGGCUGGGUGGCAUGGUUCGGUCGCAGAUUCAGACAGCAUGCUUGGUGGCCUGGUUGCCCCGAAGCCUAAGAAAAGCGGCUUCUUUAAAAAGAUCAUCGAGUCUGCAAAGACGGGAGCAGCCAGUGCCAGGAGUAGUAUCGCUGUCGGAGAAUCCCCAAGACCACAAGUACCGAGCAAAAUGUCGAACGGGAUCUCAUCUAUCUCAGGAGGAUAUAACAACCAACACAGCCGUCACAAUAGCACUGCAGCCAGCGAGAUGGGCUUGGGCGGUGGGAACUCUGGCAUUGAUUGGGUGCAAGUAAGACGGGAUGUCAACCGGUCAAAUUCACUCAGUCGUAUUGAGCGCGUUGAGAGGAAAGAACGAUGUCAGAUGAUGGACCAUCCCGCAAUUAGUCCUGUUGAGGAGCUUUUUGAGCAGUGCGAUGGCGACGAAGGCGCGGACGGUAAUCCGGUUGAUGAGCCAACAAACUUCCAGGCUGUCAAUCUUACCUUGGUUGACAAGAACUCAAGAUUCAUCAAUAGCCUUCCGCCAAUGACCAACCCUGUCAGCUUAGCGACUGGCUUCGUUUGUCGGCCGUAUCGGAGCGAUGUUCAACGUUUACGCGCGAUAUUUACUUGGGUCAGCGAGAAAAUCACCUGGGAAGAAGACUUUGAGAGCGUGCCGGAUUCAAGGAGGGUCAUACAGACAAAACGUGGAUGCGCAGAAGAAGUUGCUAUUCUCGUUAUGGAAAUGUGCGCUGCAGUCGGUAUUCAUGCUGAGGUUAUCAGAGGCUACCUGAAAACGCCAGGAGAAGUUCCUGAGCUAGCCAUUAUGCCCCGCUCCAACCAUUGGUGGAAUGCUGUGAUCGUGGAUGGAGAAUGGAGGAUCAUGGAUUGUUCCCUUGCGGCUCCUUCUCAUCCUCGCCGAGGGCUCUACUCCAGUGGUAGCGGCCAGAUGGCAGAGAGUUGGUGGUUCUUAACAAGACCUUCCGAGAUCUGCUGGACUCAUAUACCAGAGCAACAUCAACAACAGCAUCUUUGCCCGCCGAUGGCCUUCGAAAUAUUAUUGGCAUUACCUUGUGCAUGUCCACCAUAUUUCAAGAAUGCUCUCGAAAUGUCUGAAUAUGACACAAGUCUCGUCCGCAUGGAGGAUCUUGAGCAGGUCCAUGUCAGGUUCACGGUUCCAGCCGAUGUUGAAUGCGUGGCAGAGGUUGAAGCAAGAGCAUUUGAGCGAGAUGCUGAUGGUGACUUCUUCGAAAGCGGAGAUGUUGUGAAGAAGCGAGCUUUAUCUCAAGCAGAAUGGAUCGGCGGACAGAAGCGAUACACCGUCAAGGGCUUGCUCCCUGGAGACGAAGGACAAGGAAUUCUAAAGGUAUACGCCGGAAAACGAGGCUUGAUGCAUUCAAUUAAGGAUAUUCCUCAUCCACUUGCAUUCGCACUUCCAAUCAUUCAUACUGGCGACAAUCCGCCUUACGAAUUCGUUACACGCCAUCCAACUCCACAUGCGCAACGGCACGAUCUCUACGUCGCACAGCCGCAGUGUCAGCGGCUUGCUUUGAACAAUACCUUUGUGUUUGCCAUUCGCCAGCAUCCGUCUUCGUUGGGUGCGGCAUCGCCAAACCCUGGAGGAACUUCCCCCAUCCCGUUCAUUCGCCCUAGCUCUGCGAUGUCACUGAAUAGUUCAUCUGCGUCAGGUUCUAAUCCAAGCACCACCAGCGCUUUCGGCUCCAAGAAACCCGCAAAAUUGGCGAUUCAAGCACCAGGUGGUAAAGUCUUGCGACUCAUGAGGAAGGAAGAGAAAUGCCAGAGUACAAGCCUAGCAAUGGAGAAAGGAGAUGGAGGCACAUGGGAGACGAUCAUUAAAGUCGGAGAGAAGGGUGUGUGGCGAGGCCUUGUCCUAGCAGAUAGAAGUGCCAGGUGGUGCGUAUUUGCUGAGUGGACUUGUGUUUGAGAGGCUUCAAGCACGAGAAAUACAGCUACACUCAUGAACAUCAGCAUUGCUGCUAAAAAGAGCAAUUCCGAUACGAGAGGCGGUGCAUUUGAUUGGCGUUUAUCCUAUGGAACUGGUUGGUGGGUGGUUGAUGGACCGGAGCAUGUUCUGAAAUGUGUCACGGGACUCAUGUACAAUAAAAGCAUUUGUAUUGGCGUUCUUUCCGAUAAUUGGCUGUCAGGGAUGUUGGAAGGCAAGAAUGGACAGCAUGUAGGAGUAGGAUAGUGGGUGAGGCGUUUAUGCCUUGAUGUGAUGCUGGAAUGAUGAUUCUGAUUACUUCCGGUUCUGGCCGCUGUACGAACUGCCUUUUUUGCCAUGAUCUUGAAAUGCGAUGAGCUGCUCAGGGAGGGUUCUUUUGUAUGAUCCGCGCAUUGAAAGCUUGAACCCCGCGAGCAAGCGGUGUUGAUA